Messenger RNA from Telopea speciosissima, 2782 nucleotides. RefSeq names its product protein LNK2-like. Bases 165 to 2423 code for a protein of 752 amino acids. Gene Ontology annotation, biological process: circadian rhythm; regulation of DNA-templated transcription. The transcript has 11 exons. NCBI's taxonomy places the organism in Eukaryota, Viridiplantae, Streptophyta, Magnoliopsida, Proteales, Proteaceae. The record is from RefSeq and is a predicted model, not a curated record.
UCUCAUCGGUGUUUCGGGCAAUAUUGGGUUGUGGAAAUAUCUGGGUUGUGAAGAAAGUGAUCAUUUUUGGUUCGUCUCUGCAGAUUUGGCAAUGUUCAAGCGGGACUCCGAGCGCUUCAUUGGACUGGGUAUUGGUGUAGGGAUCGUCUACUUCUUCAUCGGAAAUGUUUGAUUGGAACGAAGAAGAGGUUUUCAGACAAAAUUCUCCUAUAUUUGAGCUUGCAGAUAUAAUAUGGGGUGAGGCAAGUGAGAAUGGUGACCAUGUUGUGCCUUAUCCCAAGGAAAAUGAACAGAAGCUUUUGGUUUCACGUGGAGAUCAAACCAAGAAACAAUGGGAUCAGGAUGCUAACACUGUUAAACCUGCAGAGCAGAAGACACCCGCACCUAAAAAUGAUUCCCCUAACCGUAGAUUGGAAGGCAGUUCCCAAUUUAACACAAAUGAAGGAUUUUCAGCUCAAGGAUUUGACUUGGAUUCUUGGCCUGAUUUGCCAUUAUCAAUUGCUGAAUGCGAUAAAGGAUUUGGUGAUAGAAAUGAUCAAGAUUCUAUCAGUGAAAUCAGCAAUUUCAACUCAGUAAAAGCUGAUGCAGCUCAACUAGAUAGUGAACGUGAAUUGUUUGUGGACGAGCAUGUUGAUAAAGAAGGUGGAUUUCUCGACUAUAGUUGGGCUAACAUAGGGAGUUUUGAUGACCUCGAUAGAAUCUUUAGAAAUGAUGACUCAAUAUUUGGACAUGAAAGUCUUGGUAAUGCAGAUGAACUAUGGUCAUCUACAGAUGUAAUUAGCAACCCAGCUAAAUCCUUCCCCUUGUCUGCUGGUUCUCCAAGUUCAGGGUUAGGAGCAUUGAAGUGUACGUCUGAGCAAUACGAAGUCGAAAUGGCCUUCGUACCACACAAGGACCAGUCUUCUACCCCUGGCAAUGGGAAGAUGAAUGAUCAUGAUUAUCAUGGUUUACACAAUUUGCAUCCAAGCAAAGAUGAAGUUACUGGAAAGCAAAGCUGCUCAUCUAUUGACUCAGUAGUUGAAUGUGCUGGAGGGAGAAGUAAGCCCUUAUUGAAGGAGAAGAAUGCUCCUGAGGAAAUUGGAAAGACAGAAUCUUUAAAGUCCCAGCCUCCUAGUGAAAGUAGUGCAAUCCAGAAUGGCUCUGCAGACAAGGGAAGUAAGCAAAGAAAGUUGUUGUCUCAGAUAAAAGCAGAGGAAAAAAGUGAAGAGAAACUAUCUCAAGAAUUAUGUAGUGCCUGGUCACCCACUGCAAACCAAUUUCAACAAUUUGGGAAUCAAUUUGCAACCUCUACUGCACAAACCUUCCCAUCUUCAGUUCUAAGUCCGCAAAGACAGAUUGGUGGGCAUGAUUCUAUGAGAUACCUUCAAACCGCCCAUUCAUAUUUUCCUGCUGGGUAUGAAAAUCAAGUGCCUUACUAUCCAUUCAUGCCUCCAUUGCAACACAUUCAACCUGAGAGGGACAAGCACCAUCAGGUUCAAGUUGGUCAUGAAUUUUCUCCCAGAUCAUCAAAGCAUGCCAACGCAUCAAAGAAAUCACCACAUGUUUCAACCAAUUCUUUGAUCAUGUCACCUCAGGAAAAGAUUGAAAAAUUAAGACGGCGGCAGCAAAUACAGGCAAUGCUUGCCAUUCAGAAACAACAGCAGCAAUUCUCUCAUCAGGCUACUUGUACUGACCAGUCUAUUACCCAAAAGUGUCAGCAAGCGGUUCAAAGUGAAGAUAAGGUGGCAACUAACAUUGAAGUUGAAGAAAACUUAAAAAUGCCUCCAUCCCUGGACCCGACCUCACCUGUUGAACAAGAUGAUUCCAAUACAGUUUCUAUGGUGAUUAAUGAGAGUUCACUGGAGGAAACAAUACUUGAUCACCUUCAAGAAGUAAUUGGAAAGUUGGAUAUUAGAAUAAGACUUUGUAUUCGAGAUAGCUUGUACCGUUUGGCCCAAAGUGCAAUGCUAAGGCAUAAUGCUCCAGAGGCAAGUAGUACCAAUAAAAGUAGUGGGGAUGAAAAUGAGGCUGCUACAAAAGAAGAGUCAAAGAAUCCCAACAGGUCUAUCACUAUGAGUAGGCUGGAUGCAGAAACUGAGACAAAUCCAAUUGAUCGUACUGUGGCUCAUCUUCUCUUCUAUCGGCCUCCAGAAUCAUCUGCAAUUCCCAUCCAUGAUGGUGAGAUACCCAGACCACCUAUACCUAAUAAACUUUCAUGUGAAGCCAGAAUAGAAGGUCUAGUGAACCUACCCAUGGAAUGCCUAUCUGAGAACUCAACUGAAAAGCAAAGUGUCUCUAACCCAGGGACUAAAACACCAAGCACAUUCCCUGAGCCCCAGCAUGAGGACAAGUUUAGAGGCAGUCCUUACAUAAACACUCCAGUGGACACAUCGAACAAUGAACCAGGAUAUGGUGGAGUCAUGGAGGUUGAAGCCUCGCAAUAAAGAAAAUGAAUUGAAAACCAUUAUGGCCAACUCUAUCUUAAUUGAGUAAAGGAUUUUGGUGGCUCAAAUUUGGCUUCAGCAAAGGUUUUCAUUUUCAUAUGUGCAUCAAAUGGUAUAGACUUGUUAUUUGUAUAUGUAUUCUCUGUUAUGUAUCUUAUGUCCAAAAGAGACUGACUUCGGUUCUUAACCAUUGCACUGUGGGUGGUUAUGUUGUCCGAGUUCUACUUAGGGCAUCCAGAAUGCGAACAUCAACUUACCAGACAUGGCAUUUUCUAUUUUAUGUUUUAGACGAGUCCCUUUAUGGCCCUUCUGAGCACUGAUGAUGCUGAUGUCUUAUAAUACAGAUGCUAUUUGUGAAA